AUGGGACAUGCCAUUUUUGGCCCACCAGGUAUUCCGUGGCGGGAAAACCAGCAGCAACGAAGGCGGAGACGCGUGAAGUUCGUGAAGUUCGUGAAGUUCGUGAAGGUGCAAAACGGGAACGUCCAGGCCGGAAGUCUCAAGGUCUCAAGGCCAGACCUGGCGGAUCUGGCAGCCUCCAGGUUCGCGAAGAGCCUCAUUGUCUUGCUGAAAUAUCUCAUUUUUGGUGGCAAAAGUUGUCGUUCGCGUUGUCUGCGUGGCAAAGAUGCAGCGCCGUUGCUGGAGCUGCUACCACGACAGGCUGAAGCGAGCCGCAGCAAAGGUGGCAAGGCAGAAGCCAAGCGCAGGGAGAAGGCUUCCACUCGGGCACCGGUGCCAUUUGAGCCCCAGGAGAGCCGCCCCAAAGCUGAAAGCGAUGCCCUGCGAGCUCCGGAGCCUGAGCGUUUGGUGCCAAGCGUCGAGGCGGAGGAAGCACCAUGUGAAGCUGCGGAGCCUGAAGGCAAGGCCGGCGAACCGCACGACGACGCAAAGAACGUCGCCGACGCGGAAGCUGUCGAUCGAGGAAACGAGGCCCAACUUGCGGAAGAUGAGGGUGACAAGGCGGAGCUGGCUAUACCUGCUCCGUCGCUGAAUGCUGGCGCCCUGGAGUUUCUCCCGGAGCCGGCGGAGGAGAUGUUGGUCAUGGAGGUGGUACCACGCCCAGAUCUUCCGUUGGAUGAGACCUUCGAGACUCAAGGCUUUGAUGGAGGAUUGAUGGGUUUUGACUAUGGCCCGAGCAUGGAGGCAUCCACCUUUGAUGCCGGAGGCGGAGGAUACCUGGAGCCGAUGGAUGGCGAUCCCAUGGCAUAUCAAAGCUAUGGAGGCAGCUACGAUGGAGGCUACAAUGCUUCCUACGAGAUGGGUCAAAUGGGUUAUAGCGCUGAAACCCAUAGCUAUGGCUCCUACGAUGGCUACGAGUCAAAUUACCCAGCGCAGGAGUAUGACAGCUACGGCUACAUGCAGGAACAUGGCUGGAGCGAACCGGGCUGGAAUGACAGUGCCCCCUUUGCAGGCGACGAAAUGCCUUUGCAAGAGGUCUCUCAGCCAUCGCAACGCACAUGGGUCUUCUCGCAGGAAGACAAGGAAAGCAGUGCUGCACCCUUGGCCGAACUCCCGGAUCCCGGCCUGGGCAGAGCGUCCCUAGCCCGUAGAAACGAGAAGGGCCAGGGCCAGCAGGGCCAGCGUCAUGGAGGCUGGCAAAGGAAGCGAGGUGUCACGGAAGUCGAGGACUCCGAGCAAAGGCUGGGGCACCCAAGGUCACUGGGUACACCAUUCGCGGUGGCGGAGCCCCAUAGAUGGUUCGCAGGAAGAAUCAGAGCUAUGGGCCUAUGUGGACCCCCGGGGCAAGAUCCAGAGUGGCUUCAGCAGCAGCAAGAUGCGCGGGUGGUUCGAGGCCGGCUUCUUCAAGGAGCAUUUGGAGGUGGCGCUGCUGAAAGCGGAUGGGCAGGUGCCACCGCGGCGCGCCUUUCAACCUUUGCACCAGGUGUUCCCAUCGGUGGACAGGUGCUUUCUCUGACAGGAAACAAACACGUUCGCGCCACGCCAUUGAAAUCCCGAGAUUUGAUCAACUGGGGAUGGCUGGAGUACUCGCCGCCAGUGAAAUGGAAGGGUGUGGUGGAAUGCCAACACGCCUGUGUGGUGCGCUCCGGUGCGAGUCUGGAUUCUGAGUGGUUGGACGAACUGCCGCCGCAAACUGUUGUGCUGGUGGUGGAGGAGCAAGAAGCUUCUGGGCGUCUAAGACUCCGUCUGUCCGAACCUUUGGAUGGUUGGGUCACCGCCAAGUACGUGAGGCGCAGUGUCAACGGUGAUGCGCCCCACGGCCAUGUGGAAGAGGACUGGAAACCGCUGGGUGAAGCCACCUUCUUCCCGGACGGCAGUGUCCCAGUGACGGACAAGACGCCCAUGGGGUAUCCCGUGGACAUCUUUCGUGGACAAGAUGUGGACUUGAGCUUCGGUUCUCCUGCGGCCAUGUACCGAGACAAGGUGGAGGUGGCGAUGUGGAUUGCACGACGGGUGAGCAAUUUCAAAGACUCCUUGGGGGAAGAGGUGAAUGCCACUCUGCUGUCGGAUGCGGAGAAGCCUCCCGACCUGGCAAGCAGGAGGGAUCAACGGUCGCAUCGACCACAGGUCUUGUACAUUGCUGGUGUCGAAGGCACCGGGCACCACGGCGUGAUGCCCAUGAUCCUCUACCCAGCUGUCAGACAGUACGGGAGUUGCACACUCUCCUGGUGGCGUUCCUUGAGAGAGGUCCUGAUGAAGGUCCAUCCGCGGCAGCGGCGCCAGCGCUUGAAGGCGUUGUUGGAAGCGUUUCUUGUCGUCUCGGCUUCAGCGCUGCGAGAAUGA
This is a messenger RNA of Cladocopium goreaui, 2379 nucleotides long. Lineage: Eukaryota; Dinophyceae; Suessiales; Symbiodiniaceae. The record is from the annotation of a GenBank genome assembly.